Messenger RNA from Dichotomopilus funicola, 702 nucleotides. RefSeq lists its product as uncharacterized. The transcript has 2 exons. Lineage: Eukaryota; Fungi; Ascomycota; Sordariomycetes; Sordariales; Chaetomiaceae. The coding region runs from base 1 to 702 and encodes 233 amino acids. The record is from RefSeq and is a predicted model, not a curated record.
AUGCUCUCCGCUACUCUCCUCUCCCUCUUUCCCCCUCUCUUCAUCCUCCCCCUAACCCUCGCAACCAUCGCCCCCCGCCAACCAACCCCAGACCCCCUCUCCUCCCUCAACGCCAGCUCUUCCACCCUCUACCCCACAGCAUCCUCCAUCCCCCCCACCGACCCCUGCGGCAUCACCCUCGCCCCCAUAGGCGGCGGCCUCUCCUUUCCUCGCGCAGGGUUUGUUGGCGCUGUAGAUGGGACGGUAGAGUGUGGAUGGCAUCGGUUGGUGUUUGAGGGGUUGCCGGCGGGGUGGGGGUUUACGGUUUUGGCUGUGAGCGUUGGGGGGAACGUAGAGUUGGGGGAACAGGCGGGGUUGAGGGAGGUGAGGGUGGGGGUUGGGUAUUUUGAUAAUCCCUCGGACACAAAACCCGCUGUGACGGACAGCGCUGUGGAAACGGACCUGGGAGAGAAAUACCCAGGGGGAUACAGUGGUACAAUCAAUUUGAUUCUGAAUGUGUUCUCGGAGAAUACCAAUGGGACACAGGCAAGAGGGAGGACGAGCUGUGCUACGGCGACGGAACAGCCUGAGAUAGAUAUCCGGUUCGGGCUGAGCACGUCGCAUGAGGAAGAGGAAGGGGAGAACGGGACGGCGUAUGAAGCGUCUGUGUCGGAUUUGACGCUGGAGUUGAGUGUUAUGUGGGAGCAGUGUGAUGGGUUGUGA